This is a messenger RNA of Amborella trichopoda, 1902 nucleotides long. Its product is annotated as PPR containing protein. The record is from RefSeq and is a predicted model, not a curated record. NCBI's taxonomy places the organism in Eukaryota, Viridiplantae, Streptophyta, Magnoliopsida, Amborellales, Amborellaceae.
CUUGGGAACAGAGACGAGGUUUGGGAAGGUUGCGAAGCUAAGGCAUGGCCUCACGCUACCGACCCUAGCAACAAGCUACAGCUCGCCAGCAGAAGUCUAAGAAGAAGAAGAAGAGGAGGAGGAUGACAAUUAGGGUUUUGAACCUACUAUUCUGUAGAAAAAUGGGACUGGAGGUUGCAAAGGGGGCAAAAGUUGGGGUUUUGGAGUGUGACUAAGAAGACGGGGAAGAAGAAGCUAGGUUUUGGCCUUACAUUUCUAUGGAGACAUGGUCUGGUUAGGUAGAAAGCCGGAGCUUUUAAUUUGGGGGAAAAGAUUAGGGUUUUGAUUUUCUGUUAUGGGGACGCGAAUUCCAGUUCCGCAUUACAAUGUGCGGUCUUCAGACUCGUUUAUAGCGGGUUCGUUGCAUGAUCUCAACACAGUGGAUGCGAGGCCUGGCGAAAUCGAAGGGAUUAGCGAUGUUGAUAGAGAUGCAGUUACAGGAGAUACAUUGGAGAAUGAAGAUGAUUCAAAUUCAGCUGAUUGUAUACAUGAUUCAUAUAGGAGUUCGUUGCCAUUGCAUGGCGUUGGUGGAGUGCAAGAUGAUCAGGCUCCCCUUGAAAGUAGUGAAUCCUCAAGGCCACCCUAUGAUAUAUUCUCACUCGAAGAUAUUUUGCCAAUUGAAACAGCAAGAGCAAGGUUUUUGCAAUUUAUUGCGGAUCAUUUUCUUCAAGAACAUGUGAUUGAGGUUCCAGAUUGCUCAAAUGUAGAUUACACUACCCAAUCUGGACAAGAUAAUAUUAACAAGAGAAAAUCAAGGGGAACCCAGUAUGAAGGGGACCCGAGGUUUGUCUUACCCUUGAUGUAUGUGGCUAACUUAUACGAGACAUUAGUGAAUGAUGUGAAUUUGAGGCUUGCUUCUGUGAAUGGAGUUCGUGAGAAGACCAUGGGUGUAGCUCUUGAAGCAGCUGGUGGAUUGUACAGAAGGCUUGCAAAAAAGUUUCCUAAAAAAGGACCUUACACAUUUAGGAGACGGGAAUUAGCUACAUCUGUUGAGACAAGAUCACGAUUCCCAGAGUUAGUGAUACAAGAAGAGAAACGUGUUCGUUUUGUGGUCGUUAAUGGUUUGGAGAUUGUAGAGAAACCGAAUAACAUCCUUCCUGAGGAUGCUGAUUGGUUCAGACGCAUGACUGGCCGGCAUGAAGUGGCUAUCUCAGCUAGAGACUACAAAUUUUAUUCACCCAGGCAUAAAUACAGACGCCUCUCCCAGCAUUCUGUUUCUAAUAUUCCAGGGCUUUCAGCAUUCCCCAGUGCAGAGGGUUCUUUAGCGCUCGUUACAGUUACAGGGGCACGAAAUCCUGUCAAUGAACCACAAAGCCAGCAGCAGUCUCCAGUCAAACAUUUGCCAAUAUUAUCACCACAAUCCCAGCUUCAUCAGCCAAUGCAUCAAAGCCAACACACGAGUCACUUGUCUCAUUUGGGCCAUACGCAUCAAUGUUGUACAAAUUCUUCUCAUUCAUCAGAGACCUCCCAUGCUCAUCACUCUCCAACCACCAUGCCACAGCAUAUGUGUUGCAUACAACCCCACUCUGGAUCACGUUUGAAUGUUCUUCCAACAAGUCCUGCCAAGUUCUGUGAUGAAUGUGGGGCAAUGUAUUUGAGAGAGACCUCCAAGUUUUGCUCAGAAUGUGGAGUUAAGAGGCUAGGCACUUGACCCAUGCCUAUUUAUUAUUGCUCGAAUUUUGAAAAUACUGAGAAGCCAUGCUUUUCUAUGAUCCCCUUGAGCUUUGUGGGCACAAAUAAACAAAAGAUGCUCAAGUUCUUUGUGAUCGUGUAUGCCUUGGGGUUACAAGUAAUGUAAAAAUUCGUGUAAAAUCUUACGUAUUGUCAUAUACACUGUGCAUAAGAAAUCUGUAGUUUCAUAAA